UCAGCCUGCGGAUUGGUCGGUAGCUCGAGGCACGUGACGCGUGUGAAGGUGGGGGGAGGAGGCGGAGCCGCUCGGAGCGAGCCGGGGUUGUGGGGAGUUCGCGCGGGAGACAAACGGCAGGGCGGGAAAGAUCGCGCGCGGCUGGAAGAGGAGCCGAGGAGAGAAGACACCGGGAGCCGUUUUUUUUGUAGUGCUUACAACAAUCUCAGCAUCAUGGCGAAGGUGCAGAUACUCAACAUGGUGGUAUUGGAUAACCCUUGCCCUUUCCGUAACCCUUUUCAAUUUGAGAUUACGUUUGAAUGUAUAGAAGAUCUUCCAGAUGAUUUGGAGUGGAAAAUAAUAUAUGUCGGUUCUGCAGAAAGUGAAGAAUAUGAUCAGGUCCUGGAUUCAGUGCUAGUAGGGCCAAUCCCUGCUGGCCGUCAUAUGUUUGUAUUUCAGGCAGACGCCCCAAAUUCCAGCCUUAUCCCAGAGUCAGAUGCUGUGGGGGUUACAGUCGUCUUGAUCACUUGCACAUAUAGGGGUCAAGAAUUUAUCCGGGUUGGCUACUAUGUAAACAAUGAAUACUCUGAUCCUGAGCUCCGAGAGAAUCCACCACUGAAACCAGACUUUUGUCAGCUUCAAAGGAAUAUUUUAGCAUCAAAUCCACGUGUUACACGCUUUCACAUCAAUUGGGAGAGUACAAGCGAGUCAAAGAUGGAAGACAUUGAGAAUGUGGACCCUGCUGCUCACGCUAUGCUUCCUCCACCCUGCGCACCUACAAAGGGUCUUUCUGGUGCACUUAACCCAAUCCCAGAGAACUCCAUGGACUGUAUGUGA
Messenger RNA from Staurois parvus, 816 nucleotides. NCBI's taxonomy places the organism in Eukaryota, Metazoa, Chordata, Amphibia, Anura, Ranidae. The record is from the annotation of a GenBank genome assembly.